Molecule: messenger RNA, 3155 nt
Organism: Mercenaria mercenaria
Lineage: Eukaryota; Metazoa; Mollusca; Bivalvia; Venerida; Veneridae
Product: myosin-9-like
Exons: 12
Coding region: 1-1737 (578 amino acids)
Biological process (GO): mitophagy by internal vacuole formation; mitochondrial protein catabolic process
Cellular component (GO): mitochondrial outer membrane
Source: RefSeq, a predicted model, not a curated record
AUGCCUGCAAAUGCAUCACCUGAAGAAUCUUCUGAAGAGAAAGCUAGAUUAAUAAAGCUGAAUAACCGACUUAAAGAAGUCGAAGAUGAAAAUCAAAGACUCAAAGAAGAAUUAAAAGAUGAAAAAAACAAGAACAGAGUAUCGAAACAAGAAUCGGCUGAUCUAAAAACCAAACUACAAGAAGCUAGAAAGAAGGAAGACACAAAUAAAAUUACCGAUGUGGCAGUGACUUCAUCCCCAAUACCACCUGCCAACGACGAAGAAAAAGCACGGAUAUCAGAAGAGCUACAAUCGGUCAAAAAAGAGUUCGAAAAUGAGAAGAAAAAAUGUGAAGAAGAAAUCAGUAGAAUAUCAGAAGACCUGAAGAAGGCAAAUAAGGUACUUGAAACAGAAAGAAAUACAGGUGAAGCAAAGGUGAAAAAGUUGGAGGAUGAGUUAAAUCAAGCUAAACAACAGGCAGAAGCAGAGAAGAAUGACAGAGUCAAAGCUGAAGAAGACAGAGAAAAACUUAAACGUGAAAAGGAUACGGCUGAAAACACGCUUGCCCAUACUAGUAAGGAACUAGAAAUUGCUAGAAGGGAAAGUCAUAUACCCAGAAGUCCAACAAGGGCCCCAUCGGAUGAAUGGAAGUCAAAAAUAGAAAACGCAGAAAUGGAGCUGAAGAAGGAGAGAGAGCAAAGACUAGAAAAGGAAAGAGAAAAUAGCAGAUUAGUCAGCGAUAAAGACAUACUGGAGAAGGAAAAGAAAGCUCUUCUGGACGAAAUAGAAAAACUAAAAGCUUCCAAGGAAGACGAACUUGAAAACUUGAGAAAGGACUUGGAAAUGAACUAUAAGAACGAUACAAAACGACUAGAAGAUACCAUAAGAGACAUGAAGGCAUCACUGAGAGAUUCAGAAACUGCGAAGGAAAAGUUACUCACAAGACUUAGUUCUCAGACUGCAGCUCAGGUGUUGGACAACAACCCUAACGUCUCGGACCUGAGUGACCCGAAUAGACCACAGAAGCUUGGAGAGCAACUAUCACAAGUUUAUGAUGAGCAGUGGACAGAUGCAACUGAAGCCCUUGAAAAGCUAGAGAAAAAUGAAGAAGACAUUCUGAAAACUUUAUUAGAUCUCAUUGUUGCUAUUUAUAAACAUUGUAAAGAAGCGGCGGAGAACCAGCUAUCACGUAUAGAAGAGGAUUUGUUCUUACCUCCCCUGGAAAAUGCAUCAACCAAUGGUCCCGAGACAAAUGGUACAGAACAUCUGAAGAGUCCAACAACUUCCAAACAUUCCAUGUCAAAGGAUAAUGAGAAUUCCGGUGCAAGGGAGAAAGAUAAUCCCAAACGUUCCCUUUCUAGUUCCAAGGUAAAAGGAGAAAAAUUACCAGAAAUUCCAGCAGAAGUGAGAAAGGGUAUAAAAGAAUAUAGAAAGAAAGUAACUAAACAAGUCUGGCCGGUCAUAGAAAAGGAAGUCUUAAGCAAACUCCGGAAGAAUGACGAGUUUGAUGAGGGUGUUAUCGAGGCCUGUAUGCGAUAUAUUACAAAAUGCGUGGAAAUCUGUUGGCUCAUGCGGGUACAGGAUCCCCCGGUAUCGCUGUCUUGGACUGUCCCCGAAGAUAAAUCGUUUAAUGGCGAUGUUUACCGAGCGUACACGAAAAGUGGCACCCAUGUUGAAUACGUCGUAUGGCCGACAAUAUACCUUUAUGAAGAUGGACCUAUCUUAAUGAAAGGCGUGGCACAGGGAACCAAACAAUAAAUGUCAUUGCCUUUCUGAUACCAAAACAAUUGUAAAUGAAUAAGUGUUCCACAUCGGUUUUAAUAGACAAAUUUUAUGUAAUGUCUUUAUUAAAAACCAAGGAAUAUGACGAACCAUAAAGCUUUAAGAGUUUAAGUGAUAAAAGAAAAUGAUAUAUUCAAGAAAAACUAUAGUUAAAGACAACUUUUUAUUUCACGGUUCACAAUUUUGUUGAAAAUAAAAUGAAACUUGACCUCAAACACCGCAAUUUCGGGUUAAACGUGGAUAAAAACUAGGGAAAAACUACCCCGAAACUGUAACAUUAAUUUGACUUAUUGUUCACAGAAUCUGAAAAUGAUGUAAGUUAAUGCAUAUUAACAUAAUUACAUUUGGGUCAUAUUUUAGAUGAUCACAGACUAGCUGAAAACCUUAGUUGUGCCAAUUGCAUGCUCUGACAUGCAUUUAAUGUUACAGUAGCAUAUGGGUUAAGAUUGUUGCGACCUAGAUUAGACUUGCAUAAAAUAUCACCAGUUCUUACAUAUUUACACUGUAUAUAACAAAAUGCAUGGGAUUCGUACCGAAUGAGUCCCCAUACAUUUUGAAUGUGCAAUAGAAUUUUCUUGUCUCGGUUGUAGCACCAACAAAUUGCUCGUCAGAUAUGACGUCGUCUCGAGUCUAUAGAAAUUAAAUUAUCCACUUGGUUAUCCCCUUAAAUCAUUGGUGCAAACUGAAAUUGGUUUUAAAUCAAUAAUUUAUUUGGAAUCCUCAGCCAUAGGAAGUCGGUCAGGCCCACACGGAACAUAUUAUCAAGAAUAGAAAAUUUAGAACGAAAUACACAAUGUAACUUUGCCUUAUUGCGUGAGCUGGUGUUUUAAGGGGUCACGUUGCUAUCCCUUCAGAAUUGGCAUAAAAAGAAAGUCAGUCUGUACAACAGCUGCAACCGAAAUGUGACCCGAUUCAUUUUACUGGAAGGUGGUCCAGUUGCAAACAUUUGGGCCGUCAAUCCAGAAGAAUCGGGUUCGAUUAUCGGCCUGCGCAAAUGAGUUUUCUGAAACACAACUACCGUUUUAGACCCCAAGGGGCAUGCAUUUGUGUAUCGGUGCUCCACACUGGGCAUGAUGAAAAUCUAGAAUGUCUGUCAAAAAGAGCAAGGCUGUUUUAUCCGGACAUCUCUAUAUCUUAACAUUUCCCACUCUUUGUACUGGGGAAGGCGGGGGCGGGGGCUUUGUCUCGCUCGGCAGUUCGCUCUGCACUUGUAAAGGAUGUUUUUCUCUUCCUGGGUGCUGUAUUGUGUGUUAAGCACCUUUAACUGUGUUUAUCAUGAUAAGGGUGUGUAUAAAUUUGGUAUAAUAUUCAUGCAACAUGAUACAUUAAAAUAUAUUCGACUUCCAUGUUUCGUAGUUUACUGGGAUAUGUAUCAUUUAUCGAAUUAUGAACAG